This is a messenger RNA of Bicyclus anynana (squinting bush brown), 6823 nucleotides long. It is a transcript of the gene fbl, whose product is annotated as pantothenate kinase 3. The coding region runs from base 298 to 1695 and encodes 465 amino acids. Lineage: Eukaryota; Metazoa; Arthropoda; Insecta; Lepidoptera; Nymphalidae. Gene Ontology annotation, biological process: coenzyme A biosynthetic process. The record is from RefSeq and is a predicted model, not a curated record. The transcript has 11 exons. Gene Ontology annotation, cellular component: nucleus; cytosol. Gene Ontology annotation, molecular function: ATP binding; pantothenate kinase activity.
AACAAGCGACCGCCGUCGCGUGCGGACGUGCUGCCGCCCGCUUUCUAAAUGUUCCUCAUCGAUUUGCGCAUACUAAUAGAGUUGUCCGCGUUCGUAAUAUAUUAUAAUUUAUUCCUGUACAAAGUUUUUGAUUAUAUAGUCGUCAACGUGUUGGACAUUGGACAGUAUAUGAUAUCCGACGUGGAAGAUGAUUAGUGUGUGUGUUAUGGUUUAAUUUUUUAACAGUUUAUUUAUUCAACCUGUGAUAUUAGUUUUAAAUAUUUAUUGCCAGUGACAACAAGUACGUACAUAGGUGAAAUGACGGAACAAACAGGAGUGAUCACUAUUCAUCAUAUGCGCCUGCACCGCUGUGAGGGCUGCCUCGCGGCCUGUAGGCCCGAGCGCGGCGCUAGGAGUCUCGUCAGCCAAUUGAAGAAAGCGAGACGGUCUCCAUACACAGCGCCGCCUCUGAACAAGGAGACGAUCAAAAUGGCGGACCUGAAGCCUACGCCGCCAGACAAUAAUGCGCCACCGAUGCCUUGGUUCGGCAUGGACAUCGGCGGCACCCUCACGAAGCUGGUGUACUUCGAGCCGCGGGAGACCAACCGCCGCGAGUUGGACAAGGAGACGGAGAUACUGAAGAACAUACGGCGGUACCUUACCAGGAACUCGGCGUACGGGAAGACUGGAAGACGGGAUGUGCAUUUACAGAUGGACAACGUAACGAUACGCGGUCGUCGUGGUACGCUCCAUUUCAUAAGGUUCCCCACUAGCGAGGUUGGCGCGUUUCUGCAGCUCGCUCGCUCCAAGGGCAUGGCCACUCUUGUCAAUACCAUAUACGCGACUGGCGGUGGCGCGUACAAGUUCGAAGUGGAUUUUAUUAAGGAAGUGAACAUGAACCUGUCAAAGCUGGACGAGCUGGACGCGCUGAUAGCCGGCGUGCUAUUCGUGGACUCCAUGAACCCUCAGGAGUGCUACUACUGGGCGCCUCCUGACUCCAUCACCAGCCAAGAUACUCCUCCGUACCUCGAAGCGUCUCUGAGUCAGUACGCGAGGAAACCCUUCGACUUUUCCAACCCCUACCCCUUCCUGCUGGUCAACAUAGGCAGCGGGGUGUCCAUGCUGGUGGUGAACGCCCCUAACGACUACUACAGGGUUAGCGGUACGAGUCUUGGCGGCGGUACAUUCCUAGGGCUGUGCUGCCUGCUCGCUGGCUGCAGCAGUUUUGAGGAGGCGAUAGCGCUGGCGGCGGCGGGCGACAACACCACUGUCGACAAGCUGGUGCGAGACAUCUACGGCGGGGACUACGAGCGGUUCGGGCUGAGGGGGGACCUCGUCGCUAGCAGUUUCGGGCACAUGUGCUCGGCGGAGCGGCGCGCCAAGGUGUCGCGCGAGGACCUGGCGCGCGCCACGCUCGUCACCAUCACCAACAACAUCGGCUCCAUCGCGCGGCUCUGCGCCUCCAACGAGCGCCUCGAGCGGGUGGUGUUCUGCGGUAACUUCCUGCGCGUGAACCCGCUGUCCAUGAAGCUGCUGUCGUACGCCAUGUCGUACUGGUCGCGCGGCGCUCUCAAGGCGCUGUUUUUGGAGCACGAAGGAUAUUUCGGCGCAGUCGGCUGCCUCCUCCACUACGACAGCAAAAACCACAAGCGCGAGAAGACGAAGUCGGACGGAGCGCCCGCCACGCCGCCCGAGCCCGGCGCGGCGGACAGAUGAGCGUCGCACCCAUGUUCCUACGAUUAUCGCGGUGCGAGGCAUUUGUGUCACGCCACGCCACGCGACGUGUCGCCGCACGCGUAACGUUUGCCACACCUGACGCCACGAAACACCAGAUAAUUGUGUACAUAUCAUUUAGGUAGCAUUGACGCCACGAUACACCAGCUAUUUUUCUACACAUAUCACAUUCUGGUAUGAAUUGCCGCCAUGACGAAAAGUUAUUUAUGCAAACAAUACACUAUACAUUAAGUGAAAAUUGAAGCCAUGAUACACCAGCUGUCUUUACACAUGUAACAUUUGAUACAAAUUGACGCCACGAAACACUAGUUGUGUACACAAUACACAUACUACAUUCGGUGCAAAUUCAAGCCACGAUACACCAACUGUCUUUACACAUGUAACAUUUGUUAAAAAUUGACGCCACGAAACACUAUCUAUUUGUGUACACAAUACACAUACAACAUUUGGUACAAAUUGACGCCACUAUACACCAGUAAUUUGUGUAAAUAUGUCAUAUUUCGGUACAAAUUGACGUUACGAUUCACCAGAAAACUUACUUGGUUUAUCAACAUUUAACACCACUUAACACUAGCGAUUUGUUUUGCAUAGGCCUCAAAAGCAUGGCGUCAGGUGUUAUUAACUGUUACAUAUUACGAGAUGACGCCAGUAUUCAUCAGUGACGCUAAAAUGCGAACCAAGUUAAGAGAAAUAGACAAAAUAUCGUCAAAUGGCGGCGGGGUUGUCCCAUUCUCAUCUCUUUUCCAGUCUCAAGGUAAUGAAAGAGGUAUUUUGUCUGUUUCUUUACACGAGAUUAUCUCGUUGGUUGCUUUAUACUUAAUUAGUCUUACAACAUUCAUUGGAUAUAAGAUAACACGAGCGAUUUGCUUAUACAUUUAAGUCAAAAGAAUGGCGUCAGGUGUCAACGUCUUACAAAGAUGACGCCACGAUUCACCAGAAGCCUUGCAUUGAAAGCGUUAUGAGUCAUUGGAUACCAGAUAACACGACCGAUUUGCUUAUACAUUUAGAUCAAAAGAAUGGCGUCAGGUGUCAACGUCUUACAAAGAUGACGCCACGAUUCGCCAGAAGCCUUGCAUUAAAAGCGUUAUGAGUCAUUGGAUACCAGAUAACAUGACCGAUUUGCUUAUACAUUUAAGUCAAAAGAAUGGCGUCAGGUGUCAACGUCUUACAAAGAUGACGCCACGAUUCACCAGAAGCCUUGCAUUAAAAGCGUUAUGAGUCAUUGGAUACCAGAUAACACGUCCGAUUUGCUUAUACAUUUAAGUCAAAAGGAUGGCGUCAGGUGUCAACGUCUUACAAAGAUGACGCCACGAUUCACCAGAAGCCUUGCACUGAAAGCGUUAUGAGUUAUGAUACCAGAUAACACGAGUAAUUUGCUUAUACAUUUAAGUCAUAAGAAUGGCGUCAGGUGUCAAAGAUGACGCCACGAUUCACCAGAAGCCUUGCAAUAAAAGCGUUAUGAGUCAUUGGAUACCAGAUAACACGUCCGAUUUGCUUAUACAUUUAAGUCAAAAGAAUGGCGUCAGGUGUCAACAUCUUACAAAGAUGACGCCACGAUUCACCAGAAGCCUUGCAUUGAAAGCGUUAUGAGUCUUUGGAUACCAGAUAACACGUCCGAUUUGCUUAUACUUCAAGUCAAAAGAAUGGCGUCAGGUGGCAACAUCUUACAAAGAUGACGCCACGAUUCACCAGAAGCCUUGCAUUGAAAGCGUUAUAAGUCAUUGGAUACCAGAUAACAUGACCGAUUUGCUUAUACAUUUAAGUCAAAAGAAUGGCGUCAGGUGUCAAAGAUGACGCCACGAUUCACCAGAAGCCUUGCUUUAAAAGCGUUGCUGUGAUUUCUUAGCGUCGCGUGGCGUGACGUUGCGAAUGCGUUUCUACCAUCUUUUUUUUUACAAAAGAAGACCCUUGUAGCAUCAGAGCAAUAAAUAAUUCUAAAUAUAGAAUAUACAAACAUAGAUAUGUAUACAUACAAUAUAUUUGCAAUAUGAUAUGGCCUUAUUACAGAUUAUAUUCGAAGUUGAAGUAUUUUCAUCUCACUGGCUUGGUAAUGUUUAAAAAAAAAAAAAUCAAAAUUCAUUUAUUUCAAUUACUUUACAAGCACUUUUUAAAUGUCAGGUUAGACUAUUUGUAAAGACUCUACCAUUUUCUAACAUGAAAUUAGUGCGCAAAAUUACACUUUAACCACUAGCGCGAAAAGUGAUAUGAUUUUGAAAAUUGCAAGCAUUUCUUACUACAACAAUAAAUAUAAAUCUUUUUGCUGUAGUAGAUAAAGCUCGGCCAAAUUGCUAAUUAAAUGCAAUGCUAAAAUGAAAUUUAAAAACAAUGUUUUUUUAGAAUCCCUUUGUUUAUUCGGAAUUCUUACACAGAUAUCAUAACUAUAAACAGUAAUGUAAAAUUAUUAUUCCAUUUUCCUUGCUGUAGUGAGAUGAAUAAUACACAUUACGCAUUAUUGUUUUAAUUACGUGCCUUAGAAUCCCUUGCUACGCUCAGGAUUAUAUUAACGGAUGUUAGAAUCCUUUGCUGGCUCGGUAUUUAUGGUGUUUGAAUUAAUUGUAGUAAUGUAAAGUUAGUACUGAAAAACUCUGUGUUGCACACGAAUAUUGCGUGCCUUUGAAUCCCUCGCUACUGCUAGGAUUCUAUUUUUGUAUAGAAUCCUUAGCUCGUUGGAUAGGUAUGUAUUUGCAUUGCGUGCCUUUGAAUCCCUCGCUGCGCCCAGGAUUCUAUUUUUGAAUUUUAGAAUCCUUCGCUUAGUCGAUAUAUAUAUGACGGUGCCGCACGGGUUUUUCAGGUUUCGUGGAUAGUAGUAAAUUAAAUUAUCAUAUUUUACUGUACAUUUAGGAUAGUUAACAUGUCAAAAGGGACUUUUUGUGUAAAAAAAAACGAGACCAGUAUGCAUUGACGGUACGUUGUUUUUUCUGUAUAUUUAUUUGUAUUAUGACGUUGCUGUGACUUUCAAUCAAUUACGUCGUCUAGAUAUGAACUUCUGGGCGUUCGAACUUCGCCUGGUUUUGUUAGUACGGUCAUAUUUUUUUUUUCCAAAAUUUGUAACGCCACCCCGAGUUUUAAGGUAUCAGUAUGAUGCUAGUACCUCAACAAUAUAAGAGAUGGCGUUUUAUUUAUUUUUUUACACCUCAAAUUCUAGAUGGCGUUACAGUCGCGGGAAAACGUUGUAUGGAGUUUCUCUAAUAAGAUAAUCGCAUACGAAUUCUUGCCGCUGGCAUUCGAGAAACUCUCCUUAUGUUAAUUAGCCCUAAAGGUCAUCACUCAUUGGAGCCAUCCAUCGCUUGAUCAGUACGCGUCACAUUGAACAUAGUAUUCUUUAUAUCGAACGAACGAAAGAGAUCUAUAUCUCUUUUUCCUCUGCUUUUGGUCUUGGUUUUUUCUCCUCAAGCUCGUUUACGCACGCUAGUGGACUGAAGUCCAUUGGUUGACAUACGGUGUCCACAGUCCACCUGGCAACAAGGACUGGACAACGAGUGAUGAGGUGAGGUGAGGGUUAUUAUGUGUCUCGGUGUACAUUGUGUUUCAACCAAAAGAUUAUCGCCAUUUUACGUAAAAUGGCUUUAGAACACAAGUGGUUGUAGCAAGUAACGGUAUUUUUAAUGAAAAACCGUUUUUACUUAAUUUAGUUAAAAUAAUCGUUAGAUGAUCGUUAAAACGAAAAAUCAGAAGUUGUGAUGAAGUUUUUACAAAUGGACUUGACGUUUCAAACGUGCUUGUAAACUAAGCCUUGAAAUAAAUGAAUUUUUAUAUUGUUUCUUUUUUAAAAAACAAUGCAGUAAGUAAUUGUUUGAAUGGUACACCGAGUUACGUAUUACUACCGGUGCCGGUUGGGUCCAGUGAGUUAUGACCUUUAGUCGCCCAUUCUAUUCUUAUGCCAAUAAUAAUAAUUUGACGUAAUUAAUUGAUGGAGGAACAAAGGACCGGUAAUUUAUAGGUGGGUGGAAAUAUUUUUAUUGAUUUAUACGAUAAUAAUUAGUCCCUUAUUUGUAGGGACGCAAUUAAUAUCGACGCCACAUUUUAUUUCAACAGAAAUUGAUAUGCAAUAGUUUUCUUUUAUCAAAGUUUAUAAAAAAAUAAUAUUAUUCUAAUAUAUUGUUGUUGGUAAAAUUUAUAUUAAUAAUAUAUUUGCUGCAAUACAAAUUUAAAGCAGUAUUUCCGACUCGAUAGCUUAGCUUUCUUUGUUACACGAAUGCGUAAAAUUCCAUUUUACCCACUAGCGUAGAAAAGUGAUUUAAAAUUCGAACGUGCGUGCGUGUUUAUAAAUAAAUGUGGCGUCCAUUAUCUAGGCACAAAGUAUGUUUUGUUAUUUAUAGUCGUUAUGAUAGCGAGGCGUAGAGUUUGAAGUGAUGGUGUGAUGGUAGCUUUAUACCCCGACGAUGUGAUGCGACGAUUUAGUGCUUUCUUGUAUCUGUAGGCCUAACAUGCGAGCCACGACACAUCAUGUGAAGACAAUAUGACAUUGUCGACCGACAGCGCAAAAUCGGAAAUAUCGCUCUGUCAUUUGUUUCUCGGUGCAAUUCGAUGAAAGAGAGAUAUUUCCGGUGCAGCCGCUAUUGGUCGACUAUGUUUUUAUCUUAUUUAUUGUUUUUUUUUUUAAUUUUUUAGAAGUUAGCCCUUGACUACAAUCUCACCUGAUGGUAAGUGAGGAAACCUGCAUACCAGAGAAUUUUCUUAAUUCUGUGUGUGUGAAGUCUGCCAAUCCGCAUUGGGCCAGCGUGGCGGACUAUUGGACUAACGCGUCUUCUUAGGAGACUCUUGCUCAGCAGUGCACAUAUAUCAGACCAAUUGAGAUAAUGUAUAAUUCUUCACUGACCCGAGGUUGGUAUCAAACCCAGGACUUCUUUAUUGAAACCCACAUUAACAACUGCGUUGGAGAUCAUCGAUGUUAAGAUAUAAAUAUAUAUAAUAAGUCGUCGUAUCCGUCGUUACGGGCAAAGAUUUCAAUAAUAAUAAUAUAAUAAUUAUUUUUUAUUAUUUUUAUUUUAUAUGGACAAUUGUGUUAUUUUUCGGUUGUAUAUUAUAUUUGUAUGGAUUGUGGGCCAUUUUGGACAUUUUUUGUAUAAUUAUUAUGAUAUAAAUAAAGUUAAUUAUUAUUAUUAUUAAA